AGCAAAGCCUUAACGGAAGCCAAGCACACUCACUCACGUCGCUCAGUGCGUCUAGGUCUGGGAAGACAACACCCCCCAACCCUUCCUCUCUCUGCACAAAGUGAGACAACUAGCACAGAGAAACUUAGAGAAGACCAGAUCUCAGCUGAAAAAUAUUCCAGCAGAUCCAUGGCCUGGGUCAGCAAUAUCUCUUGGUUUAAUCACCUUGCUCUACAUGAAGAACGUUUCUGGAGGUACUUAAACAGCACUGAGGAUUACUUAGCCUUCCUCUGUGGGCCCAGACGGAGCCAUCUGUUCUUGCCCAUGGCUUUGGUGUACACCCUGAUCUUCAUUGUUGGGGUAAUAGGUAACUUCUUAGUUUGCCUGGUAAUCCUCAAGCACCGGAACAUGAAGACCCCGACUAAUUACUAUCUAUUCAGUCUCGCCGUCUCAGACUUGCUCGUGCUGCUUUUUGGGAUGCCACUGGAACUCUACGAGAUGUGGAGCAACUACCCCUUCUUGUUCGGACCCGUCGGCUGCUAUUUCAAGACGGCGCUUUUCGAGACGGUGUGUUUCGCCUCCAUCCUCAGCGUGACCACGGUCAGCGUGGAGAGAUACGUCGCCAUCCUCCAUCCUUUCCGCGCCAAGCUGGAGAGCACUCGCAAGCGUGCCCUGAGGACCAUCGUGGUGCUCUGGGUCCUCUCCGUUCUCUUUGCCCUCCCCAACACAGGCACCCACGGCAUCAUGCUGCAGUAUUUCCCCAACGGCACCCUGGUCCCCGGCUCUGCUACCUGCACUGUAGUCAUGCCCAUGUGGAUCUACAACUGUAUUGUCCAGAUCACCUCCUUCCUCUUCUACGUGCUGCCUAUGGGGGUGAUCAGUGUGCUCUACUACCUGAUGGGGCUGAGAUUGAAAGGAGACAAAUCUUUGGAAGUGGAGGAAAUGGCUGUGAAUGUUCAGAGACCAUCCAGGAAAUCAGUCACCAAGAUGUUGUUUGUCCUUGUGAUGGUUUUUGCUAUCUGCUGGGCUCCAUUCCAUAUAGAUCGACUCUUCUUCAGCUUCGUUGUGGAAUGGACUGAGCCUCUGGCUAACAUAUUCAACUUAAUUCAUGUGGUGUCAGGUGUUUUCUUCUAUCUGAGCUCUGCCAUGAACCCCAUCAUUUACAAUCUGCUGUCCCAGCGCUUCAGGAUGGCUUUCCUCAGUGUCCUUUCUCCUUGCUGCAAGCACUGGGCCCCUAAACAUCCCACUAGCAAGAUUCCUGCCCAGCAGAGCAUCUUCAUGGUUGAGGACCACAAUUUUAUGGACUCUGCGGAGGACACAAGUCUCCCUGGCACACAGAGGACAUCUGUCAGCAGUUCUCAGCUCUCCACUGGUCUGUGA
Eurypyga helias (sunbittern) is the source of this 1359-nucleotide messenger RNA. It is a transcript of the gene NMUR2, whose product is annotated as neuromedin U receptor 2. Lineage: Eukaryota; Metazoa; Chordata; Aves; Eurypygiformes; Eurypygidae. Gene Ontology annotation, cellular component: plasma membrane. The transcript has 4 exons. Gene Ontology annotation, biological process: G protein-coupled receptor signaling pathway. Bases 169 to 1359 code for a protein of 396 amino acids. Gene Ontology annotation, molecular function: neuromedin U receptor activity. The record is from RefSeq and is a predicted model, not a curated record.